Molecule: messenger RNA, 1292 nt
Organism: Blepharisma stoltei
Lineage: Eukaryota; Ciliophora; Heterotrichea; Heterotrichida; Blepharismidae
Source: the annotation of a GenBank genome assembly
AUGGAACAAGAAACUUCUUCUUUUAAAAGAAAACUAAACAACAGCCUAUGCCUUUCAGUCCCAAAGAAACGUAAGCUCAUAGAUGAAGAAUCAUGCGCUACAAUGCAAUCAUUAAAUAAAUCAUCAAGAUCUGCCCUUAAAAGUCUCGAUAUAAAUUUAAUAGGAAUUCCUCAUCAAUGUAGAAAUAAAAUAGUGGCGUUGACGUAAAUUUGGUCUUCGAGGCGUACUCCCAAUGUAUAAGGUAGGAUCCAUCCUGAUGAAGCUGAAGAUAGAGUCUUUUUUGAAGUAGGCCUUCAGGUUUUGGGAUGCCUUGCCCAAGAGAGAAGUUUUGUUUCUCCCUAGAAGAUUUUCCUGACCCUUCCAGUUGAGCUAGACAAGUUUUGCCUAUUAAAUAGUUUCGUCUAUUGGGACUAUCGAUCGGGGUACCCUACAGAAGUUCGCUCUAACUGAGGGAGCUAAUCCUUAUGUUAAGUAAGAAACUCGAGAGUGGAAAUUUGGAUGGGCCUUACACCAUUUGCACUCUGGAGCAUAUGCACCUAGCGUAGCCAUCUUUCCUGGAUUCAAAGUAGUCCGACUAAUGAAGUAAGCUUAUGGCCGUAUGAUCUUAAUCUCAUCACUGUGCUGAGAGAUCACAACACCACCCACUGAAAUUAGAAAAGCAACAAAUAAAACCUUUUAAAGCUCUCCCAAUGCCAAAAUUCCCACCUCCUUCAAUUCAUGUAAGCACUAGUUCUUCCCAUGAGAAUUUUUUUUGACUACUUAUGUAGGCGAAUUUAUUUUCAAAAGAAUUAAAAAUUGCAUUUAAAUAUUAAGAAUGUUUAUUCUUGUGAUAAUUUGAAAGCAAGCUGCUUACUUAUUAAAUUAAUAAUUAAAAAAAUCCAUACGUAUUAUGUAAAAAUAUAUUGCUUGCAUUAAAGAUAAUAAAUUAUCGAGAUUCAGGAUUUUGAUAUAAUUUGUUCAUCAUUUAAAGGAAGAAUAAGGAGACCACAAAGCCAAUGAACGUAACUCUCCAUAGUGAAAUCAGAAAUGCAAAAAGAGAAAAAUAUGAUGAAAUGAUGAAAAUUUUGAAAGAGAAAAUAAAAAUUGAUGAAGAAAAAGUUAAAAAAGAGAAAGAAAUAAAAGAAAUCGAAGAUAUUAGAAAAAGCACACAAUUUAAAGCAAGGCCACUACCAGAUUAUGCACCCCCACUUCAGCCUAUGAAAAGUGUAAAGCCACUUACAGUUCCUAUGGAGCCAAAAUUUUUAACAGAAAUUCGAGCCCAGAUUAGAGAAAUGAAAAAAGUUGAGAAAUAA